Bufo gargarizans (Asiatic toad) is the source of this 561-nucleotide messenger RNA. Its product is annotated as cyclin-dependent kinase 5 activator 1-like. The record is from RefSeq and is a predicted model, not a curated record. The coding region runs from base 1 to 561 and encodes 186 amino acids. The transcript has a single exon. Gene Ontology annotation, cellular component: cytoplasm; protein kinase 5 complex. Gene Ontology annotation, biological process: positive regulation of cyclin-dependent protein serine/threonine kinase activity; activation of protein kinase activity; brain development. Lineage: Eukaryota; Metazoa; Chordata; Amphibia; Anura; Bufonidae. Gene Ontology annotation, molecular function: cyclin-dependent protein serine/threonine kinase activator activity; protein kinase binding.
AUGGCGGACAACAAGCCUCAGAAAUCCAGGAAGAGACCCUACUGCUGUCCUGAAGUACCAGCCAAACGGCAUCUGAUUGACCAAGCACAAUCAUCCCAGAGACGUCUUGUGCUGUACACUCCAUCCAGUGAGCUCCUGAGGUGUCUCAGACUUUUUCUACGUCGGAGAUGUUAUAAGAUCGAUCUCUCCCCUACAGAUCCUGUAAGAUGGCUAAGGAAUAUUGACAAUUAUCUCCUUAGUAUGGGCUACCAACCCGUAAGUUUCCUGAGCUCAGGCAGUGUCGUCUUCCUCUAUAUGCUGUGUCGAGACCUCAUCUCCCCAGAGGCAGACACCAUACAACAGCUUCAAGUGUCCUUCCUUACCUGCUACUUCAUCACCCACUGCUACACCGGCAAUGAGAAUUGGUACCCAGUAACACCAUUCCUGGUGGGCUCAAGGAUGGCCUUUUGGGACCGAUGCUUAUCAUACAUCAGAAUCAUGAGCUCCAAGAUGAUGCAGAUCAAUGCCAACCGCCAGUUUUAUAGUGAGACACUCGCUGAGCUGAAAGCUGUAGGAAGAUAA